UUCGAGAUAAAGGGCUGUCGAUAGGUAACACCGCCACUGGUCCUUCUCAAGUUGAUCUUGGACACUGCAACCGCGAUACGAAAGAGGAUAUAAAGGGUCUUUCCCUGUAUUUCAAUGUGCCCAUUUUGCUGAUGCACUCUCAUAUGCUCGCCUCACACGGUUUCGCCGGCUUGCAUUAG
Acaulospora colombiana is the source of this 179-nucleotide messenger RNA. NCBI's taxonomy places the organism in Eukaryota, Fungi, Glomeromycota, Glomeromycetes, Diversisporales, Acaulosporaceae. The record is from the annotation of a GenBank genome assembly.